UCUGUCAGAGGCGAUGACAGCCACAGUGUGAAGCAGCCGGCUAUUUGACAUAAAUGAUUCCCUCGAAAGCAGAGUUCUGCGGUGGUUGCCAAUAGGAAUUAUUAUUAUUAAUAAUAUUAUUGGAUUAACGACCAUCAGUCGCCAGCCGAAGCUUUAUCCUGAGAGGCCGGAGAUUUGUGUCGCUGGGCAGGGAGGAGUCUGUUAUUUCAGCGUUAGCUGAAGCCAGGCCAGCAUGUCGGCGCUUUAACAAUACAUCCAUCUCAAAUACAGAGCUGCGGAGAGGAUCCUAAUGUGCUCUUAGAGGAUGGAUGUGGAGGUGAGUGCUGGCAGGGACAGCACCUGGAGGAGAGCAACGGCAGAUGAUGGUGAUGGUGGUGGUGGUGGAGGAGGAGGGGGCAUGGAGGCUCAGGUUGUACCACUGGAGCUGUACGACUCUGCGAGAGCCAAAAUAGACGCAAAUCUCCGCUGGUUGUUUGCCAAAGCCUAUGGUAUAGAUCACAUUCCUGCAGACCUGCGGGACCCCUUUUAUACAGACCAGUAUGAGCAGGAACACAUCAAGCCCCCCAUCAUCCGCAUGCUGCAGUCUGGAGAGCUCUACUGUCGUGUGUGUGGGCUUAUCCUUCACGCUGAGGAGGCCGCCUCGCUUCAAAGCCACCAGUCUGUCAUCCAGGCUCUGUCCAGGAAAGGCAUCUAUGUCCUGGAGACCGACAACACCCCAGUGUCUGACCUGGAUCUCAGCACAUCUCCCAUCAAAAUGAGCUCCCACAUCCACCUCAUUGAUGCCCUAAUGAUGGCCUAUACAGUGGAGAUGAUCAGCAUAGAGAAGGUGGUGUCCAGUGUCAGGCGCUUUUCAACAUUCAGUGCCUCAAAGGAGCUUCCUUAUGACCUGGAAGACGCGAUGGUGUUUUGGAUCAACAAGGUGAACAUAAAGUUGAGAGAGAUCGCAGAAAAAGAGUGCAAAAUGAAGCAACAACUGCUGGAGUCACCCAGUCAUCAGAAGGUGCGUUACCGCAGAGAUCACCUGUCAGGUCGGACACUCCAGCACUUUCCCUUGUUGGACGACCUGUUGAAAGAUGUGUGUGAUGGCACAGCUCUGCUGGCUGUAAUCCACUUUUAUUGCCCAGAACUCAUUAGACUGGAAGAUAUCUGUCUGAAGGAGGUUCUCUCUAUCGGCGAAAGUGUUUACAAUAUCCAACUACUGAAGGAGUUUUCAGAUGAGUAUUUGAACAGAUGCUUCUAUCUGAAGCCUGAAGACCUGCUGUAUUCCCCACUGGUACUAAAGAAUAAUGUGAUGGUCUUCAUUGCCGAGCUGUUCUGGUGGUUUGAGAGUGUGAAGCCAGACUUUGUACAGCCCCGGGACUUUCAGGAAAUCAGAGAUUUGAGACUGCUGCUGCAGCCUAAAAGUUCUCGAUCCUAUGUACCCAUCUCCAACAUCACUAAACGCAGUUUCCUGACAUCAUCACACUCAGCUGAUGCCCUGGCCACGCCCACAAGCCCUGACCUCAGCAUUAAUCCAAGCUCUACAAGCCCAUCUCACUCUCUACUGCCGCUGAGACAGAGACAACAGAAAGUGGUUGAGGAGGCCACGUCAGACAUAAGACAUAGGUCCAACUCUCUGAUAUGUCCAGAUGGGCAACAUCAGGGCUUCAAAGUGGCCUGGCCAGAGAGAAGGAUGAGGCCCUUAUCCCAGCCUGUACCCUAUGCCCUGCAUUUUGCCCCAGAGGAUGAUGCAGACAGUAUCAGCCUCGCUCGCUCCAUUAGCAAAGACAGCUUAGCCUCUAAUAUAAUGAGCAUUACUCCUAAACACAUGCUGGGUGCGGGUCUGCCUCAGCAUAGACUUAGUGGUCAAAGCCUGCUUAGUCACAUGCGCAUAGAGGAUGAAGAGGAAGAAAUAGAAGAGGAGGAACUAGUUGCUGUUAUCCAUCCUUCUGCAUUUUCUCGACAUCAGAUUGGAAGUGACAUGGAGCAGGAUGAGUUGGAAGUACAGAGUGCAGCCCCCACCGCAGAAGUUUCUAAUACCCGCCCUCCUGGUCUUGCCGCGGACCCUUUUGCUAUGGACCGCAGAGGGGAGGGCUACUAUCUGGAGCCUUUGUUGCCCGCUGUCCCUAAGACAGCCAAAGAGAAAAGCAUCAGCCUCAACAAACAGGAGGAGAGUGGCGAGAGUUGCUGUAGAGGAGCAGGAACUGCAAGGAAUGCAACUGCCAGUGUCCCGUGGACCUCACAGAAGAAAUCCCCCAGUGUUGAGUCAAAGAGAAAAACCUUUACACCCACAUUUGUGGUGGAAUCAGUUCCUGGCUCUCUCAGGCAGCCGAUCAAGGAGUCAACAGUCAUCUCUCUGUCUGAAAAGAAACAGUCUGAAGGGUUUUUCCUUCAUUUGUCAGGAGACUCAGACCAACACAGUCCUUUCUCCACAGAGUGCAUGCCAGAGGCAGGGCACGACUCUGACUCUGACAUUGCAGACUUGGAGGAAGAUGAAGACGGAGAAGAUCAGAUGGAGUUGACAAAAGAGGUGGUGAAGGGAGGGAGGGGAAGGUGCUCAGAAGAGGGUGACAUGGCUGAAUUUGUAGAGGGUGAGUCAGCCAAACUGAGAGAAGACAUGAAGGUGAGUGAGCGGGAGGAUAAGGAAGAUUGCAGUGGACGCUCUAGCCCUUGCCCCAGUACCAUAUCUUGGGCGAGCAGCUGUAGUGCUUCAGGCAGCGCCAGUGUCAAGAUGACCAGCUUCGCAGAGAGAAAGCUCCUUAAACUUGGUCUCCGUGACGGAUACUCAAGUACCAGCAGCUCCCAAAAGACAACACCAGAUGGCUCUGACAUCGCCCCCUACCCUCCCUGGCAACUGAGGAAUGAUUCCACCUCAGGUGUGCUGGGGAAGGAACCGAGCACUGUGAUGGGGAAGAAUAUGACAGUUAGCUCUCCAGUUGUGCCUUCAGAGCUGCUGCAACUUCACAUGCAGCUAGAAGAGCAGAGACGUGCGAUAGAGUAUCAGAAGAAAAAGAUGGAGACGCUAUCAGCGAGGCAGAGAUUAAAGCUUGGGAAAGCUGCAUUCUUGAACAUUGUUAAAAAGGGUGGAGGGCGGAGUGACACACUCCCUUUACCCCUGAAACACUCCAAGGAAUCCUCAGAACUAACUUCUCACAGGAAUAAAGCAAAGACCCAGACCUGUAGAGAUGAUUCUUGUCUUGAUGCUUUAAAGGUUCAGGCAAAGGGAGGUCAAACAGAGGAAGGACAGGUGAACACAGACAACAGAUUAAAUACUCUAUCCCAGGAUAACGGGGCUGAACCUGAUAUAAAUGAUUGUUCCCGCUCCAUAGAUCUACUCAAUGAAGCUAUUAGUUCUAUUCAGCAGCAGAUUAUGCAGCUCUCAUUACAGCAAAAUCUGCUGAUGAAGCACAGUGUGGUCUCUCCUCCAGACUCUCUGCCAUCAGACCCAAUCACAACCCCUGACACAAAGCAAACAACAUCCUCUACCUCAGACUCCAGAUCUUAUGCAGUUCACUUUGUGGAUAUCAGCGGCGGCGAUUCUGUCAGAACUCGCCGCCCUCCCAAGCUUAGCUCCAGCCAACGCAGCAAAGCCUCAGAGCAGAAACAGAGUAAAGAAAACAGCAAGAGUGCCACGGUCAAAAAAUCAAACAUCCAUCUCCCAGAAUUCACUGAAGGAGAGGAGAUGGAGAGCAGCAGUGAGAGCUCUAGGACUGAGAGAAGCCUUCAGAGAAACACCACCUUCAGAGUCCAUGAUAGUACAGGAGAAGGAACGGGGCGCUUCACAGACAAACUCAAAUCACAAGAACCACCAGUUAUUUCCAGUGUGACUGAGUGUUCGUCACAGGAUGAAGAACAAGAGGAGAACAAAGCCGUCAAGUCAGGGAAAGAGAUUGCCAGUGGGGAGGAGAGUGCAAGGGUCAAGGGCCAGCUGAUUGAGGUUGACUUGUCAGAGCUUAAGGAUCCAUUGGAGGAUGGCAACAUAGACGUUACAGACUGCAUGGCAGAAGGCGAGCAGAAAAAUGUGCUGGGCUUCUUCUUUAAGGAUGAUGAAAAGGCGGAGGACGAAAUGGCGAAACGUCGUGCUGCCUUCCUCCUCAAACAGCAGCGCAAAGCUGAAGAGGCAAGACUUCGCAAACUGCAGCAAGAAGCUGAGAGUGAACUCAAGCGUGAUGAGGCCCGGCGAAAAGCUGAAGAGGAUCGCAUUCGGAAGGAGGAAGAAAAGGCACGGAGAGAGCUAAUUAAACAGGAAUACCUACGGAGGAAGCAACAAGCCCUGAUGGAAGAGCAGGGUCUUGUCAAACCCCGCCCACGUACCAAAUCCCGCAGGAACAGGCCUAAAUCCCUGCACCGUGAAGAGUCCAGCAGCCUCUCCAAAGGAUCCACUACACCCGAUCUGAGCUGCAGUCAUCGAGGAUCGACGCUCUCUUUGGCGACUGAUGCAGACAGUGUCAUCUCUGGAGGGGCAGAGUCAAACAGGGCUGGAUCUGUGUGCUCUAUGGAGUCAUUCCCCCUGAGCAGGGCCUCAAGCAGGAACAUGGAGCGGGACUGGGAGAACGGCUCUAUAGCCUCUUCCAUCACUUCAAAUGAGUACACUGGUCCUAAACUCUUCAAGGAACCAAGCUCCAAAUCCAACAAGCCAAUCAUCAUCAAUGCCAUCGCCCACUGCUGCCUGGCUGGAAAGGUUAAUGAGGUCCAGAAGAAUGUUGUCCUUGAGGAGCUAGAAAAGUGUGAGUCCAAUCACCUGAUCAUCCUCUUCCGUGACGGUGGGUGCCAGUUUCGUGCCAUUUACGCUUACUCUCCGGACACUGAGGAGAUCGUCAAGUUUUCAGGCACAGGGCCACGCACCAUCAACCGAAAGAUGAUCGACAAGCUCUAUAAGUACAGCUCAGACCGCAAGCAGUUCACUGUCAUCCCCGCCAAGACUGUGUCGGUCAGCGUGGACGCUCUGACCAUCCACAAUCACCUGUGGCAGGUCAAGAGACCAGGGAGUGCACGGAGAAAGUGAGAAAGCGGGACAUUUUUAACCGUUUCUGGUCCAUCUGCUACUGUUGGGCGGGACCCAAUACACGUGGAGACGACUGAAAUGUCAUUAGAGGGUUUAAAUGUUCUCAUUAACGGAUUAUGUUGUAUUAGCUUUUUAUUCUGCAUGUGACACUGCAGGGUUUUCAUUUGUGGGGGUAUCCUACAUUAAUUAGGCACUCCUUCCUAUGUAGCACUGCAGAGGAAUCGAACCCCACCACUGAAUCUACUGGUACCAAGUGCAACUAUAGACACACAGGGAUGAACUUGACAGUGUUGUAAAGUUUGAUAUUUCAGCUUGGCAAAGAAGUACCCUACUGCUGUGAUUAAUCCAGGCUGCACAUACAGAGAAUACUUCUACUACUUGUAUAUGUUUUUAUGAAGAGGGAGCUUUGAACAGACUUUUUUUAUGUCCGUGUGGAAUGAAUGUUAGUAAGUGGUAGCCUUGUUUUGUAUUUAGCGUGUUUGGAGAAGUGUGUCUUUGUGUUAGGGGAGGGGAGAACAGAAUGCUUCUGCAUUUGGCCCUGAAUGUGUUUACUCCCUUGAUUAUGCUUUAAAACUUCUGACAAAAGAUCAGCUGUUUUCUUUUCUUUUCUUUUCUUUUCUUUUCUUUUCUUUUCUUUUCUUUUCUUUUCUUUUCUUUUCUUUUCUUUUCUUUUCUUUUCUUGUUUUCUUUUUAGUUUAGGACAUUUGUGCUGCUGUUAUGGUGGAAGACAAAUAAUGUUGUUUUUACAGUAAGGGAAAUUGUUCUGGUAUUUAUCCUACGCAGGAAGUUAUUUAAAGACUGCAUUAAACCACAUUUCUAGGACGUAUUAUUGAAAUACUUGCACAUAUGUAUUCCACCUCCAAUGUGAGCCAUCUGAGAUCACUGACGGGCUCAUAUUGCUGAACCAAAAUGACUGAACUAUGCCGCUGAGCUGUUUGCUGCUCAGUAACUGCUCACUGGAUCCUGGAUCCUGGUGGGAUGUGCAUUUUUAAUGCAGCUUCUGGCGCUCUACUGUAAUAAUUUCCUUGUAAUGACUGAUGUCAGCAGCUGGUACAAUGUUUCAGAAAACUGCACAAUACUUGAUAUUAGUUUGCUGCAUUUUGUACAUUUUUGAGCAGUAUUUUUUGUACAUUGCGUACAAGUUAUGUUUACUAAAAAGCAGGCACUAUUUCGAGGAUUAUUCUGUUACAGGCGUAAAGAGAUGAGUCUUGUUUGUGUUAUAUUGAAUGUUUAUUUAUUUUAAUGAAAUAUAAUAAAUGCAGCUAGGUAUGUUUUCUUGCUAAACUUGC
Messenger RNA from Archocentrus centrarchus (flier cichlid), 6273 nucleotides. It is a transcript of the gene camsap1a, whose product is annotated as calmodulin regulated spectrin-associated protein 1a. Gene Ontology annotation, cellular component: microtubule minus-end. The record is from RefSeq and is a predicted model, not a curated record. Gene Ontology annotation, molecular function: microtubule minus-end binding; calmodulin binding; spectrin binding. The transcript is spliced from 18 exons. The coding region runs from base 305 to 4984 and encodes 1559 amino acids. Gene Ontology annotation, biological process: neuron projection development; cytoplasmic microtubule organization; negative regulation of microtubule depolymerization. NCBI's taxonomy places the organism in Eukaryota, Metazoa, Chordata, Actinopteri, Cichliformes, Cichlidae.